Messenger RNA from Rhizophagus irregularis DAOM 181602=DAOM 197198, 498 nucleotides. The record is from RefSeq and is a predicted model, not a curated record. NCBI's taxonomy places the organism in Eukaryota, Fungi, Glomeromycota, Glomeromycetes, Glomerales, Glomeraceae.
CAAGUUAUGUUGAACACUCAAGAAGCCAAAUUUCAUGUUAGGCUUAUUCCAUCUAGAUGGUACUAAGAAAACAAGGAUGUAUCAAAUAAUCCAUUUAUUGUUGAUAAGUUUAAUAGUCCAUUUGCAACUAUAGAAAGUGGUGUAGUUGUUAAUAAUUAUUUAUGUGCCAUUGAUAAAGAAAAGCAAGACUCCCUUGAAUAGAGAAUGAACAUUCUUGACAAAAAAAUAAUGUAUGGUAAUCUUCAUAUAACAUAUAAGAAAACAUUACAAAAAGCUUUACAAAAGAAAUUUCAAUCAUUGCAACUAAUUGAAAUCCUUGAAAAUUUUACUAAUGAAGAUAGUAGUAAAAAUAAAGUUGAAUCAAAUAACGAAUCUAAAGAAGAAUUAGGUGAUGUAAAUGAUAGAAGUAAUGAAAAGGAGGGGAGUAGUAAAACAAAGCAAUGGCAUUGUAAAAAAUGUGGACAAUUGGGAUAUUAUCAAAAAAAUUGUAAUGCUUAG